AUGUCUGUCUCCGAGCUCAAAGAACGCCACGCCGUCGCUACAGAGACCGUCAAUAACCUCCGUGAUAGACUUAGACAGAGACGACUCCAGCUGCUUGAUACCGAUGUGGCCAAUUAUUCGGUGGCGCAAGGACGUACUCCAGUGAGCUUCGGAACGACGGAUCUGGUUUGUUGUCGUACCCUUCAGGGACAUACCGGAAAGGUUUAUUCAUUGGAUUGGACGCCGGAGAAGAAUCGGAUUGUCAGUGCAUCUCAAGAUGGGAGACUAAUCGUGUGGAAUGCUCUAACGAGUCAGAAAACUCAUGCUAUAAAACUCCCUUGCGCAUGGGUUAUGACAUGUGCCUUCUCUCCAAAUGGUCAGUCGGUUGCGUGUGGUGGAUUAGACAGUGUAUGUUCUAUCUUUAGUCUUAGCUCAACUGCGGACAAGGAUGGGACUGUACCGGUUUCAAGAAUGCUCAGCGGUCACAGGGGGUAUGUUUCGUGCUGUCAGUAUGUCCCAAAUGAGGAUACCCAUCUAAUCACCAGUUCAGGUGAUCAAACAUGUGUCUUAUGGGAUGUAACUACUGGCCUCAAAACUUCUGUUUUCGGUGGCGAAUUUCAGUCUGGACAUACUGCUGAUGUACUAAGUGUCUCAAUCAGUGGAUCAAACCCAAAUUCGUUCAUAUCUGGUUCAUGCGAUACAACUGCUCGUUUGUGGGACUCUCGUGCUGCAAGCCGAGCAGUGCGAACGUUUCAUGGGCACGAGGGAGAUGUUAAUACAGUCAAGUUCUUUCCGGAUGGGUAUAGAUUUGGGACAGGAUCAGACGACGGAACAUGCAGGUUGUAUGACAUUAGGACUGGUCAUCAACUCCAGGUGUAUCAGCCACAAGGUGAUGGUGAGAACCUACCUGUGACCUCCAUUGCAUUCUCUGCCUCGGGGAGACUUCUUUUCGCUGGUUACGCAAACAACAACUCCUGCUACGUUUGGGAUACUCUCUUGGGAGAGGUAGUAUUGGAUUUGGGGUUACUACAAGAUUCACACAAGAAUCGGAUAAGCUGUUUGGGGGUGUCAGCAGAUGGAAGUGCCUUGUGUACAGGAAGUUGGGAUUCAAAUCUAAAGAUAUGGGCGUUUGGAGGGCACAGAAGAGUGAUAUGA
Molecule: messenger RNA, 1134 nt
Organism: Arabis nemorensis
Lineage: Eukaryota; Viridiplantae; Streptophyta; Magnoliopsida; Brassicales; Brassicaceae
Source: the annotation of a GenBank genome assembly